Molecule: messenger RNA, 444 nt
Organism: Pochonia chlamydosporia 170
Lineage: Eukaryota; Fungi; Ascomycota; Sordariomycetes; Hypocreales; Clavicipitaceae
Exons: 1
Coding region: 1-444 (147 amino acids)
Source: RefSeq, a predicted model, not a curated record
AUGAAUCAAAAUCCACAUCCGUUGACGAAUUCGGCCGACUGCCGCUUGUUUGCCUUCGUUGAGCAACGUCACAAGACCUUCGAAAUCGUGACAGAGACAAAGCUGAGGCCAAGAAUCGGGAUGAACUGGGCAGAACGAGCCAACUUGCACUCAACACGACGCAAGUAUUGUCCACAUCUCCUUCGCUGUCGACAAUCAAGCCAACCCUGCGACAAGGAGAGUGAAGGCGUCUCACACAUCAUGAUUUCCUCCACCCCAAGAACAACAGCCAUACGAUUCGAAUGCAAUAAACCCAGAUAUUCGCCCCGCCAAUCUCAGCCUGAGGACCCAGACCCAGACCUAGACCCAGACCCCCGCGAUCGGUGGGCAUCAUGUUAUCUUUUGGUGCACGCAUGGGUCGACAAUGAUCCGCUUCGACGACGGGCGAGCAGCUCAAACAACUAG